Aspergillus nidulans FGSC A4 is the source of this 1237-nucleotide messenger RNA. Its product is annotated as dimethyladenosine transferase. Gene Ontology annotation, biological process: maturation of SSU-rRNA from tricistronic rRNA transcript (SSU-rRNA, 5.8S rRNA, LSU-rRNA); rRNA processing; rRNA methylation. The coding region runs from base 26 to 1237 and encodes 403 amino acids. NCBI's taxonomy places the organism in Eukaryota, Fungi, Ascomycota, Eurotiomycetes, Eurotiales, Aspergillaceae. The record is from RefSeq and is a predicted model, not a curated record. Gene Ontology annotation, molecular function: 18S rRNA (adenine(1779)-N(6)/adenine(1780)-N(6))-dimethyltransferase activity; RNA binding; rRNA (adenine-N6,N6-)-dimethyltransferase activity. The transcript has 2 exons. Gene Ontology annotation, cellular component: preribosome, small subunit precursor.
CCACCACUUCCUCAUCCAAAACACCAUGGGUAAAGCCGACAGGAAGAAGAGCGCCCGAGCUUCCGCUUCACCCUAUCAAAAACCAUCAAAGGGCGACGGCCGUAGCGCAGCAGCAAAAGCCGGCUCCGCGAUCUUCAAAUUCAACACCGAUCUCGGUCAGCACAUCCUGAAAAAUGGAGCGAUUGCCGACAAUAUCGUCGACAAGGCCAAUGUUCAGCCAAGCCAGACGGUCCUUGAAGUUGGUCCUGGUCCUGGUAUCUUGACGACUCGCAUCUUGGAGAAGGCGAAGAAAGUCGUCGCGGUCGAGUUCGAUCCGCGCAUGGCUGCAGAAUUAACGAAACGCGUGCAGGCGACGCCGAUGGAGAAGAAGCUGCAGAUUGUCCUGGGUGACUUUAUAAAGACGGAUUUGUCCAAGUUGCCGCCGUUCCAGGUCUGCAUUAGUAACACGCCUUAUCAGAUCUCUUCCCCCCUCAUCUUCAAACUCCUCUCUAUGCCAAACCCACCGAAAAUGUGCGUGCUCAUGGUUCAACGCGAAUUUGCCCUGCGCCUGCUCGCCCGCCCUGGCGACGCCCUUUACUCCCGGCUCUCGGUCAAUGUGCAAUUCUUCUCAAAGGUGUCGCACAUCAUGAAAGUCGGCCGGAACAACUUCCGCCCUCCGCCGCAAGUCGAGUCCAGCGUCGUUCGUAUCGAGCCGAAACUUGGAAAGCCAGAGAUCAGCUGGGACGAAUGGGACGGGAUGCUGCGGAUCUGCUUUGUGCGCAAGAACAAGACGCUUCGCGCUGGGUUUAUGGCGACCAAAAUCCGCCAGAUGAUUGAGCGCAAUUGGAUCACUUGGGCGGCUAUGCAUCCUGAGAAGGUCUCGCAGGGGGAUGUUGAUCUCCUUUCAGGGAAGACACCGUUUCCAGAGGGAAAGUUUGCGAAUAGCAAGGAUGACGGGGAUGUGGAUAUGGAUGUUGAUGAUGCGGGUCCCGUGGUCGAUGAGGAUGAUGUUGGUGAUAUUUUCAUGAAUGGCGUUGAAGGUGGUGAAAAGGGUGCAGCAGUUGCGCAGAGCGGACCGGUUAUCACAGUUGCUGGGCAGCAGGUUCCUAGGACGUCGGUGACACGGUUGAUUCAGUUCAAGAUUGAGCGGAUUCUGGAUACCGCGGGGCUAGCGAAUCAUCGUGCAAACAAGUGCGAUGAGAAUGACUUUCUCCGACUACUGCAUGCUUGCAAUACUGAGGGUAUCCAUUUCUCAUGA